CCCUCUUCCUCGCAUUCCCUGGCGUCAUCUCUUCACUCCUUCUCUCUCUUCAAAACCUCUUUCUUAAACCUCUCCCUCUCUGAUCUCCCCUCACAUCCCUCGCCUCCCUCUCUCUGCUUCAUUUGAUUUGCCUUCAGCUCCAUUGAUCAUGUGUGGUGGUGCCAUCAUCGCCGACUUCAUCCCCCGUCACCGUGGCCGCCGUCUUACCGCCUCUGACAUCUGGCCCAACUCUUUCGGCAAGCCAAAUGACGACUCCGACUUCGACUUCCAUUUUCCUCAGCCAGGCCACUCUGUCUCCCGCAAAUCAACCCAUCCUUCCCCAGUUGAUCAGCAAGCCGAGAAACCCGUGAAGAGGCAGAGGAAGAACCUCUACCGUGGGAUCAGGCAGCGUCCCUGGGGUAAAUGGGCCGCGGAGAUUCGCGACCCCAGGAAGGGGGUUCGUGUUUGGCUUGGCACCUUCAACACUGCUGAAGAAGCCGCCAGGGCCUAUGACAGAGAAGCUCGAAGAAUCCGCGGCAAGAAAGCCAAAGUCAAUUUCCCCAAUGAAGACGAUGCCUACUCCCUUCAGGCUCGCCGUAAUAAUCCACCGCCUCCGCUCCGAUCCCCCAUUUCUCCCCUGUAUCCGCAACAGUACGGCUCAAACUUGAACAAUGUGCCUAAAAGUUUCAGUUUGGAGUUUGGCUAUGAUCUGAACCAGGCGGGCACAAUUCCUUCCUUCGGAUUCGACACCAAUCCAACUCUCGUUUCUGGAGAUAAGAACUCUGGAUGCGGGUCAGGGUCAGGGUCAGGGUCAGGGUCAGUGUCAGUGUCCGAGUGUGCCUACUCCAGGAUGCAACUGCUGGACUCGAGUCACAAAGGAAACGGCUAUUCCUGUGAGGAUUCGAACAUGGACGUGGAAGGAAAAGCGAACACGGUGGUGACGGAAGCGGAGGAAGAGAAGAACGAGAUAGAGAAGCUGUCGGAGGAGCUAAUGGCGUACGAGAACUGCAUGAAGUUCUAUCAGAUUCCAUAUUAUGACGGGCAAUCGACGGCGUCCAAUAAUGUACAGGAGAACGUGGUGGGCGAUCUGUGGAGCUUCGACGAUGAGGCCGUCCAGGUUUCGGUGACGUCAUCGGCCCUGUGAAGGCUCGUGUCUGUGGAUACUGGAUUCCUUCUUGCUUGCUGGGGAAGGGCGGAGAAACAGAAUGGGCGGAGGAACUGGCGAUUUAAGUCCGAUGUUUUCGAGUUGAAUUGUAAUGAUUUCCCUUUGCUUUUCUUGAUGAACAAUGUUUAUUUUGGGCUGCAUGAAUUUUAGGUGUAAUUACAUUAAAUUCAAUUCAUUCGAUUAGUUGAU
Molecule: messenger RNA, 1333 nt
Organism: Neltuma alba
Lineage: Eukaryota; Viridiplantae; Streptophyta; Magnoliopsida; Fabales; Fabaceae
Product: ethylene-responsive transcription factor ERF071
Exons: 2
Coding region: 149-1123 (324 amino acids)
Biological process (GO): ethylene-activated signaling pathway; regulation of DNA-templated transcription
Molecular function (GO): DNA binding; DNA-binding transcription factor activity
Source: RefSeq, a predicted model, not a curated record